CACAACAGCAAACUGGGGAGAGAGAGAGAGCGCGCGCGCGAGAGAGAGAGCGCGAGACCGCUACACCUGAGCCGCGGACACGAGACAGAGAGAGCAGAGGGGCAACAGGCGCGCGACGUGAAAUGAGGGCAACAUGGGGGCUAAAGAGUCGCGGAUAGGCUUCCUUUCGUAUGACGAGGCCGUGAGAAGAGUUACCGAUGUGGAGCUCAAGCGGCUGAAAGAUGCCUUCAAGAGGACCAGCGGUCUGUCCGCCUACAUGACCCAGCAGUGCUUCUACAAGGAGGUGCUGGGAGAUGGCGUUCCACCCAAGGUUGCAGAGGUGAUCUACAACUCCUUUGGAGGCACACCAAAAGGGCUACACUUCAACAACCUCAUCGUCGGCCUGGUGCUGUUGACGAGAGGACGUGACGAGGAAAAAGCCAAAUAUAUCUUCAGCCUGUUCGCCAGCGACUCGGGCAGCUACGUGGUCCGAGAGGAAGUAGAGAGCAGGCUACGUGCUGUGGACGGGGAAGUCCCACCCUCGCUAAGGAAGUGCUUCUUAGAGGGUGAAAAGGUGAAUUAUGAAAAGUUUAAGAACUGGCUUCUUCAAAACAAAGAGGCCUUCACCUUCUCUCGCUGGCUGCUCUCCGGAGGAGUGUGCGUCACCCUGACUGACGACAGCGACACACCCACCUUCUACCAGACACUGGCUGGAGUCACACACUUAGAAGAAUCGGACAUUAUCGAUUUGGAAAAGCGCUACUGGCUCCUGAAAGCUCAGUCAAGAACUGGACGCUUCGACUUAGAAACCUUUGUUCCUCUGGUGUCACCGCCUAUUCAUGCAUCGCUAAGUGAAGGGUUGUUUCAUGCCUUUGAUGAGAAUCGGGACAAUCACAUCGACUUUAAGGAAAUAUCAUGCGGGCUCUCUGCAUGCUGUCGAGGUCCAGUGGCUGAGCGGCAGAAAUUUUGUUUCAAAGUUUUUGACGUUGAUCGGGACGGAGUUCUGUCCCGAAUUGAGAUGCACAAGAUGGUGGUGGCCUUACAGGAAGUGUGGAAGGACAACCGCACUGAUAGUCUCCCCGAACUGGAAUCCAACGUUUCCGAUAUUGUUGAUGAAAUCCUUACGAUACACGACACUACAAAAGAGGGACACCUAACACUAGAGGACUAUCAGAUAUGGAGUGUGAAGAGUGCCCUUGCCAGCGAGUUCCUCAACCUGCUCUUUCAGGUCUGUCACAUAGUCCUGGGGCUCCGGCCUGCGACACCCAAGGAAGAAGGUCAGAUUAUCAGGGGAUGGCUGGAACGAGAGAGCCGACACGGUCUGCAGCCGAGCCAGAACUGGUUCCUUAUCUCCAUUCAGUGGUGGAAUCUGUGGAAAGAUUAUGUGAAAUACGAUAAUAAAUCUAUAGUGGUGGAGCAGCCGAGUACGCUGGGCAUCGGCAGGAGGUCCCCGCAGUCGCCCGAACCGCUACUGAGCAAGACUGGAACAGUAUCGCGAUCUCUGAGCUCUCCAGGAGAGAAAUCCCCGAAAAGCAACUGGGAGGUCUCGGAGAGCACCGCUAACAGUCAGCUGGCUCACGUGAGCUCAUCAGCCACAGACAUCUGCUUUGCUCGGCAGAACAAUGUUUUGGAUAACAAUAACCAGUGUUUCUCCACUGCCAACGGCCACCUACCCAACCAGCUAGCUACGCAGAGGCCAGGUGCCAUCGACAACCAGCCCUUGGUCACCACUGACCCCAUUAAGGCACCUACGUUAACCAUGGAGGGCGGGCGCUUGAAGAGACCGCUGAACCUGAUGGCUGGCCGAGAUUUCGAGACCGUACCAGAGCCAGUGUGGCGGGCACUCUACCACUGGUACGGUGCCAACCUUAGCUUGCCCAGACCGGUGAUCAAGUCAGUUGUCACAGAGCUGUCAGAGUUGGAGCUCCUCCCUCGUUAUCUGCUCUUCCUUCGGCAGCAACCGGCCACCCGCACCCCCCAGUCCAACAUCUGGGUUAACAUGGGUAUGAGCAGCCUGCGAAUGUUCCCUCCACACUUUUCCCGAGGUAACAUGCCAUCACCGAACGCCCCACUGAAGCGUGUGCUGGCGUACACGGGUUGUUUCAGCAGGAUGAGCACCAUUAAGGACAUCCACGAGUACCUGUCACAGAGGCUACGCAUCAAAGAAGAAGACAUGCGUCUCUGGCUCUACAACGGCGAGAAUUACCUCACCCUCCUUGAUGACGAGGAUCACACUUUAGAGAGUUUGAAAAUAGAAGACGAGCAGCACUUAGUGAUUGAGGUUCGAAACAAAGAUAUGAGCUGGCCAGAGGAGAUGUCCUUUAUCGCCAACAGCAGCAAAAUGGACAGACACAAAGUUCCUACAGAGAAAGGUGCUACAGGUCUGAGUAACCUGGGGAAUACAUGCUUUAUGAACUCUAGUAUUCAGUGUGUGAGCAACACCAAACCUCUCACCGAUUACUUCAUCUCAGGGAGACACCUCUAUGAGUUGAACAGAACCAAUCCCAUAGGAAUGCGAGGCCAUAUGGCCAAAUGCUAUGGAGAUUUAGUGCAAGAACUCUGGAGCGGAACACAAAAAAACGUCGCGCCGCUGAAGCUCCGGUGGACGAUAGCAAAGUACGCGCCGAGAUUCAACGGCUUUCAGCAGCAGGACUCUCAAGAGCUGCUGGCGUUUUUGUUGGACGGGCUCCAUGAGGACCUGAACCGGGUGCACGAAAAGCCUUACGUGGAGCUGAAGGACAGUGACGGACGGCCGGACGCGGAAGUGGCCACCGAGGCCUGGGACAACCACUUAAGAAGAAACCGCUCAAUUGUGGUGGACCUGUUCCAUGGCCAGCUCAAGUCCCAAGUCAAGUGCAAAACGUGCGGCCACAUCAGCGCUCGCUUUGACCCCUUCAACUUCCUGUCUCUGCCUCUCCCAAUGGACAGCUCCAUGCACUUGGAGAUCACAGUCAUUAAACUGGACGGGUCCACCCCGGUGCGCUAUGGUCUCCGUUUAAACAUGGAUGAGAAGUAUACAGGACUGAAGAAGCAGCUGAGUGAACUGUGCAGCCUAAAGCCAGAGCAGAUCCUCCUGGCUGAGGUCCAUUCCUCUAACAUCAAGAACUUUCCUCAAGACAACCAGAAAGUGCGUCUGUCUGUAAAUGGCUUCCUGUGUGCAUUUGAGAUUCCUGUGCCUGGUUCUCCCACCUCUAUCACUUUUCCAGCACCAGCAGGCAAUACAUUGAUAGGAAAUGGCAUCGCUCGCAACGGCCACGCUGAGAAUCCCGUUCCCAAUGGCACAGUUGGCACCCCUGUCCGCAGCGGAUCCGACAUGAGCUUGGCUAAUGGCUCACCAAGCACAGUGGUGCCCUCUGGCUCAGAAAAGUGUCUUGCCAACGGCAUCCCCAAUGGUCAUGCCACCCCGGUUCAGGACAGCCCUUUCACUGGCUACAUCAUCGCCAUGCACAGAAAGAUGAUGCGGACAGAGCUGUACUUCCUGUCUUCUCAGAAGAACCGGCCCAGUUUGUUCGGGAUGCCGCUCAUCGUGCCCUGCACUGUGCAUACCAGUAAGAAGGAUCUGUAUGAUGCCGUGUGGAUUCAGGUGUCCCGUCUAGCCAGCCCCCUCCCCCCUCAGGAGGCUAGCAACCAUGCCCAAGAUUGUGAUGACAGCCUGGGUUACCAGUACCCUUUCACCCUGCGGGCAGUGCAAAAGGAUGGAAAUUCCUGCGCCUGGUGCCCUUGGUACAGGUUCUGCAGAGGUUGUACAGUGGAAUGUAAUGAGGACAGGGCAUCACUGGGAAAUGCUUACAUCGCUGUAGACUGGGACCCCACAGCCCUGCACCUCCGUUAUCAAACUUCCCAAGAAAGGAUAGUGGAGGAGCACACCAGUGUGGAACAGAGUCGACGUGCCCAAGCCGAGCCCAUCAGUCUGGACAGCUGUCUGAAGGCCUUCACUAGUGAAGAGGAGUUAGGUGAAGACGAGCUCUACUAUUGCUCCAAGUGCAAAACCCACUGUCUGGCAACCAAGAAGUUGGACCUCUGGAGGCUGCCUCCCAUACUGAUUGUUCAUCUAAAACGCUUCCAGUUUGUGAAUGGACGCUGGAUCAAGUCCCAGAAGAUAGUGAAGUUCCCACGUGAGAGCUUCAACCCCAGUGCGUUUUUGGCUCCACGUGAAGCUCAGAGCACAUGGAGUCUACAGAGCCAGAGCGACUGUCUGGUGGAGGAGCUCCAGAAACUCGCCGGUGGAGAUUCCUCAGUGUCUUCCAUCGCCACCACUUCUGUCGUCAGCCCUCCCAUAUCUGGCAAAGGCACCCCGAGUUCAAUUAGGAGGGUGGGCAGUCCACUAAGCAGAAACAACAGCCCCAGUAACAGCCCUAAAAGCUCUAGUCGGAGACAGGGCCGUCUGCGUCUGCCUCAGCUCGGCAGUCGACACCGACUCUCCAACAGCAAAGAGAAUCUGGAGAGCAGUAAGGAGAGUGGGCUAGAACCAGAGCCGAGCGUGAUAACAGAGGUGGAGCCUCAGGUGGCAGGAGCCACUUCAGAGCCCAAUACACAAGACUCUUCCUGGACAUUGGUUUCCUCCAGCGCUGACUCUGAUGUCGCCAUGGUGGACGGCAUGAGCCAGGAUAACGGGCAAAUCAACGGGCACUCGGACGCCAGCACAGAGCUAGACAGCAGCUCUCACCGAAGGGACGAAGUCUGUCUUGAACCAAUAUACAAUUUAUAUGCAAUUUCGUGCCAUUCAGGAAUCAUGGGAGGGGGGCACUAUGUGACCUAUGCGAAAAACCCCAAUGACAAAUGGUACUGUUACAACGACAGCAGCUGCAAGGAGGUUCACUCAGAAGAGAUUGACACGGAUUCAGCAUACAUUCUCUUUUAUGAACAGCAAGGAGUGGACUAUUCUCAGUUUCUGCCUCUGACUGACGGCAAGAAAAUGGCAGACACUACAAGCAUGGACGAGGACUUUGAGUCCGACUACAAAAAGUACUGUGUGCUCCAGUGAUCCCAUGCUCUUCCACGUUUAAAGCACUUAAUAAGUCCGUAAUUGUCCACGAAGUCACUGCAGCCGAGUGAAGCUGCACAACUGAUUCCAUGGGGCCGCCCUUACCGGAGCACAAAAAAAAAUCUCGAGACUGAGGAAUUUCAACUUUUGCUGCUGCCCCCAUGUUUGAGAGUCACGUACAUACUGGUGUCCUAGCCAUCAAAUGGCCGAAAGAGUUUGAAAGUAAAAUAAAUCAGUAAGAAAGACCCGUGUAGCUUGUGAAUAUUGCCAACUGAUCAAAUGACUCCUGGACCAAAAAAGAAAAAAAGAUUUCUUUAACAUUAUCGUGAUUAAUGGGAACUCGGUCCAAACCUGCAGCAUCUCAUAGCUAUGGGAAACCAUAUUUAUGUAUUUCUUCAGGAGGAAGAGUGCACACAUCUUCCAUAAACUUGUGUUUUGUAUUUUUAUAUUUAUAUGAUAGAAUCAUAGUACUUUUUUUUUUUUUUGGCCAAGCACAUUAAAACAGUCCCAACUUUAUCUAUGAGUUCUACCGGAGCGAGAAAAAGAGUUUCUACUGGGCAAGUGCAAUGUUCAGUUCUGUCUUAGCAGAGUCUUAGCAGACUUUUUGUUCCUCAGCAGAUCCUAUACACUACCUCCCUUUGUUGCAGUUUAUUGGCUGAUUGUUAAUAGAAAGACUGCAAGACAGUAUUACACUUUACAAAGCUCACUAAAAUGUGCUGGUUUUCAAUACCGUAAAAAAAAAAAAGGGAAAACAACAAAACUGCAAUUCAGUGAGCAACACCCCAAAAAAAACAUUGAUUAUGCUGUUGCUAUAGUUUGAUUUAUGUUUUAAGUUUAGUUAUGUUUUCACAUAUUGUGCCAAUGUCUUUCAGAAAGCCAGUGUAUGUCUUAGGCAGGUUUUAAAUUGACAUAAUUUUAUUAUGUUUUUUUUUUCUUCUUUUUUUCAAGAUAUUUAUUUUAACACCAUGGAUCCGUUCACUUUAUCCAAACAUGGGCUCGUUAUUGGGCAGCCAAUCACCAGUCCCUCCUCAUAACACGUUCAUCACAUAACAUGACUUCAUCGCAAGUCCUCGAACAUUCUUUCUGUCGUCAUUUUAUUUGUUAUUUCUCAUUAACUAAAUUAUCAGUAGAGUAAAAUGGUAGCCAAAGCAUGCAUAUCUGAUCAGUGUCGUCUCGCUUCAGAUUCUCAAGCCAAAGCCUUUUAACAGAACAGGUGCGAUGUUGCUGUGUAGAAAGCACGCUUUUGUGGCUUCUCUGAAAGAACGCCUUGACCUCAUGAAAGCCGCGUGCUAAAACUAAGCGACGUCCGUAUGACCUGCUUGAUGUCGUGUGUCUUAAUGCCAGGAUAGUAGCAACUCUUUAAUAAAUAAAUAGAGUCGUUUAAAACACUGUGAACGGAUAUGAUACAGUGAGGAAGAGAGUCAUUUUUCCCCUUCCAUGGUUUCUAAACAGUGCAACUAAGUUCCUUUAUUGGGAAAGACCUACGUGUUCUGUGCCGUUUUUUUGCUGCUCUAUUUUUUACUUUUUUUUUUUUUUCCGCUUAUUACGAAUAUUUAUGUACUUUAGCCAGCAAGGAAAGGUUUUCAAAAAAUUGAAAAUGGUUAUUUAUUGGUCAUUCGAUAUCACUGCGAUGUUGAAAUCAUCCGAGCAAUGUUUAAACUCGCUUCAAACUGCAAGUCACGUUUCUUCGGUAAGAACGAUCAAGGAAAAUGUCUGAUUUGAUUUAAAGUAGAAAUCACCGCUCUCCAUUUCAAGCCUUUUUAUUUGGAACUGAGUGACUUCCUUGUUCAUUUUAGUGAAACUGGACUCUUCCUCUAAUAGAUUAUUAGUCUUUUGAGGCUGCACAUUUUAUUUCUUUUUUUCUUUUCUUUUUUUUCCUUUGGAUACAGGGAUAAUUUAUUAAUAUUCCAAAAAAACACGAUUGAUUGGCAAAGUAGUGCGAUCAACUACUGAUAUCUUGAUUUUGUUAAUCAUCAGAGAUGUGUUCAUUUGGUGAGCUUUAUUUUGUACAGUGUUUAAAGAAUACAAUGACAUUGCACUGACAUCAAAUGUACAGACUUUUUGUAAAUAUGCCUACAGAAAUGAACUGUAAAAAAAAAUGUAGUUGUAUAUGAAGUGAUACUGUUGAUCUGUAAUGAUUCUUUGAACAACUGAUUAAAUUCAGCCCAUGCAAAUU
Molecule: messenger RNA, 7139 nt
Organism: Clarias gariepinus (North African catfish)
Lineage: Eukaryota; Metazoa; Chordata; Actinopteri; Siluriformes; Clariidae
Gene: usp32
Product: ubiquitin specific peptidase 32
Exons: 34
Coding region: 134-4963 (1609 amino acids)
Biological process (GO): protein deubiquitination
Cellular component (GO): Golgi apparatus
Molecular function (GO): calcium ion binding; cysteine-type deubiquitinase activity
Source: RefSeq, a predicted model, not a curated record